UAACCAAGCCUGUAAAGUGAAAAGGUGCAACUGGUCACUCACGCUCACUCGCUCUUUGCCACGGAAUAUGGUUCAGGUUCACCGCCAAUAGAAGGUCAGUGACAGUAAUAACGUGUGGAACUACUUGUGCUACCAAGGAAAAGUGAAAAUGGAGGAAGAAAGGAAAAGGCUUUUUCCUGACAUCGAGAAUUUUGAGGAAGCUGAAGAGGAUAUGAAUGACGAAAUGAUAAAGGACCAGGAACUGGAAGCGCAGCAGCAGUGGUCACAUCCUAGUGAAUUUCUCUUCUCGUGCAUCUCAAUGUCUGUCGGGCUGGGCAACGUGUGGAGGUUUCCCACCACGGCUUUCCAGAAUGGCGGAGGAGCCUUCCUCAUCCCCUACCUCAUUGUGCUCAUCUUUAUUGGCAGGCCUGUGUACUUCCUGGAGCUCGCCCUCGGUCAGUUCUCAUCACUAAACAGUGUGGCUGUGUGGAACAUGGUGCCCGCCAGCAAAGGUAUCGGUUACGGCCAGCUGGUCUCCGCCUGCUACGUGGCGACAUACUACGGUUCUGUGAUGGCGCUAACGGUCUACUAUCUGGUGAUGUCCUUCAGCAAGGUCCUCCCGUGGUCGGUGUGUGACGACGCCUGGGCGGACGAGAAUUGCGUCGACUCCUCUAGCACCAACGUCACCUACACCGACAACUUGCAGUCGUCCUCGGAGCAAUACUACUACCGCUACGUGUUGCACAUGAAGGAGGACAUCAGUGACGGCAUCGGUCUCCCUGACUGGCGUCUGGCGCUCUGUCUUCUCUUGUUUUGGGUGGUGCUCUUCUUCACCGUGGCCUGGGGCAUCAAGUCUUCAGGAAAGGUGGCGUAUUUCACGGCACUGUUCCCCUACGUGUCGCUAGUGACGCUGCUGCUCAGAGGGAUGACGCUACCCGGCGCCUUUGAUGGCAUGCUGUACUUCAUCACGCCGAAUUUUAAGAAGCUACUGGAUCCCUAUGUGUGGUUAGCUGCCGUCACGCAAGCCUUCUUCAGUCUCUCUGUCGGGUUCGGCGCUGUUAUCACCCUAGCUUCUUACAACUCCUUUUGCCAUGACAUUUACAGGGACGCGUGGAUCAUCAGUCUCGCGGACACCUUCACCUCCCUGCUGGCUGGGUUCACCAUCUUCGCCAUCCUCGGUAACCUCGCCCAUCAGCUUGACACGAACAUCGAGGAUGUAGUGCGCGACGGCGGCGGCCUGGCCUUUGUCUCCUACCCCGACGCCCUCGCCAAGUUCACCUGGGCCCCGCAGCUGUUUGCUGUGCUGUUCUUUCUGAUGCUGUUCACGCUGGGCAUCGGAUCAUUGACAGGGACGAUGGGAAACGUCAUCGGUGUCAUCACCUUCAACAUCCCCUCCGGAAAAAGAGUGUACGCCACCCUCGGUAUCUGCAUCACCAACUUCCUGUUUGGCCUUAUCUACAUCACUCCGGGAGGACAGUGGAUCAUGAACUUGGUGGACUACUUCGGUGGUGGCUUCAUUACUUACGUCCUCGUCCUCCUGGAAGUGGUGUCGGUCAGCUACAUAUACGGACUGAAGAACUUUAUACGGGACCUAAACUUCAUGACCAAGAGAAACUUGGGGCUGUUCUGGAAGUUUAGUUGGAAGUACUUCAUCCCCGUCACGCUGCUGACGAUCUUCGUACAAAACAUGGUGCACCCCGUCAUGCCCACUGUAUCCGGAGCCUCCUUCCCGCAGAUCGCCUAUGUCUGUGGAUGGAUUCUUGCCAGCGUGGCCGUGGGCAUGGUCCCGAUCUGCUUAAUGCACACUGUCUACCACACCCAAGGAGACACACUUGUCCAGAAGCUGCGGGACGCAUUCCGGCCCACAACGAGCUGGGGACCCAGAAACUGGAAAGACAGGGCACUAUGGCAAAAGUAGCCAACAGUAAUGACAAUGUGUGUGUGUGUGUGUGUGUGUGUGUGUGUGUGUGUGUGUGUGUGUGUGUGGUAAACUUUUACACUUAAAACACUUCAUGCUCCUUUAUACUUUUACUGGACUCUUAGCCUCGAACUGCAUGGACAUUAGAUAUGUACUGCUACUUUGAACUUAAAAUAUAAUGUUACUGGU
Messenger RNA from Scylla paramamosain (green mud crab), 2086 nucleotides. RefSeq names its product sodium-dependent nutrient amino acid transporter 1-like. Lineage: Eukaryota; Metazoa; Arthropoda; Malacostraca; Decapoda; Portunidae. Gene Ontology annotation, biological process: sodium ion transmembrane transport. Gene Ontology annotation, molecular function: L-amino acid transmembrane transporter activity. The transcript has 13 exons. The record is from RefSeq and is a predicted model, not a curated record. The coding region runs from base 149 to 1897 and encodes 582 amino acids. Gene Ontology annotation, cellular component: plasma membrane.